Paecilomyces variotii is the source of this 1914-nucleotide messenger RNA. RefSeq lists its product as hypothetical. Lineage: Eukaryota; Fungi; Ascomycota; Eurotiomycetes; Eurotiales; Thermoascaceae. The transcript has a single exon. Bases 387 to 1445 code for a protein of 352 amino acids. The record is from RefSeq and is a predicted model, not a curated record.
CCAGAAAGGGGCAGCAACAAUCUGGAUAUUCCCUAUUCCUGAGUCCUUUGCGGCAGUCGCUCAGGUCGUGAUGCGAUGCUGCUCCUUCCCUGAACCAUGAUAUAUUGCCAGAACAGGAAGCUUCGCAGCAUCAAGUCUGGGAAGUCAGUACUCAUGGGUAGAAGGGUAUAAGAACCCACCUGUUUUCCCUUCCUGUAGCUCUUCUUCUUUUCCUCCUUCAACACCUUCUGGUUCGUCCUGGCGCGCAUAUCGUAUUGCAUUCGCAUACCGUUUCGCAUCGUCCUCCACCGCUUUAGCUCUCGCAAGCUUCUUUUACCCUCUCCUCUCCGCUGUACCUCUGGUACAUCCUUUUUUCCUCCCAGACGGUUACUUGGUCCGCUGUCACGAUGUCAGCACCUCGUUUCCCCAGCCGUCUUCCGCGGCGUAUUGGGGACCGGUCCGCCGGUCUUCCUGCCUGCGGUGUCAAUUCUGCUAUGCAGCAGCGUGAUCGCCAGUUCCGCCGCCUUCACAGCUGUUUGCACCCGGCGAAUCCUCCUCCUCCGCCCCCUCCCGUGGAUCGAUCGAACCUGACGGUUCAUCGUCCCUUCCUCCGAGUCUACUCUGGUGACCAGCAGCGUCGCGAGGAGCAGCCUGCCAAGAUUCCUCGCUCCUCAUCCCCCCCGACGUCAAAGGUGCCAAUGACUCGGCCCUCUCGCCUUCCUGUCCGCUCUGCCGACUCUCCUGUCCGGUCCUCGAUCCGAGAGGAUGUGGCUGCCCGUCCCUUUAUUCGCCGUACGCAGCGUAUUGAGGAACGGCCCGAUCCUGUGCCUCGCUUGUCAACUUUCCAGAGGUCACAGAUGCCCGUCUCUCGGCUUCCGAGACUGCACCGCCCCCAAAGCCGACCUGCCGACCCCCCUACUCGUCCUCUGGAUCAGCAGAACUUGACCGUACGCCGUUCUGUCUUCCGCAGCUCGUCCAAGCUUGCACCUAGAGUGCCUGUUCGUCCUGCGCCACGGCAUUCUGCUGUUCCCUCUGACGAGUCCCGACCCCGACCGGAUAUAGUGGCCCGUCGUGCACUAGAUCCCCAGUCCUCGGCUUCCCGACGUGCAGUUCCCCAGGAAUCGGCCCGUGUCUUCGAGCUCAGUCUCGCGGAACGCAGAGCAGCUCGAGAAGCCCGACCUCGACCUUGGUCGCAGGAAGGUAAGUCGUCCCUUCCAAAGGGAUCGUUCUCGACUCUUCGCCAACCGGUCUCGACGUCGUCGAAUGACCCCAAUUCGGUAUCUGCCCGUGCUCGCCGACUCAUCGCAUCAAUCCGCUCGGUUCUUGGCAAACCGGCACUCUCGAAAGAGGAUGCCAGUGGAAGCAAGGACAAGGGGACGAAGUGUGUACGGUUCGGUGGUGUCACGGUCAAGACCGUUUCGAGGUGGAUCGACCCGAACAAGCACGUGUUCGAGGGCCUUGUCUGAAUCCCCCGAGGAUUACAAGGAUGGAAGGUGAGAGUGUAAGGUAAGUAUAAAGGUAGGUGCCCCCCUCCCCCAAAACGAAAAGAGCUGGGAAUCAAGGUAUUGCUGGCCACUUUAUCUUGUUUCCAAGCACCAAAAAAAGUUGAAAAGACAAAAUCAUCCUAAAGAAUCUCGGGCGAGAAGCCCAUUUUGUUGUCAUGUAUCCAUAACCGUGCAUGUAUUAUAUUCCUGCAUGUAUUACCCUUUGGUUGGCUCUGGUCUCUCUCCGGAGAGGUCAUCCAGGUACUGCUGACGUUGUAUAGGUCGUCCCGCACGUGUCCUUGUCUCACCGGAGACGUCGGUAUGGUGGCGCGCUCGAUGCGCUUUCCAGGUGAGUAUCUUGAACAUCAAGAAACAAAUUUAUGCUGAUCACAUUAGGACAUCUCAACGGGGCUCCCUACAGGGUAUAAGGACGUAUCCCGUACGCGGGGGU